Effrenium voratum is the source of this 1542-nucleotide messenger RNA. The record is from the annotation of a GenBank genome assembly. NCBI's taxonomy places the organism in Eukaryota, Dinophyceae, Suessiales, Symbiodiniaceae.
AUGGAGUCGGACGAGGAUGUGCCUCGCCGGCGGAAGGCCUCGAGUGCUAAGCCUGAUAUGUGGAGCACUUUGACGAUGAUCCAGGAGGAGAUAGAGCAGCUGAAGCCCCAGCUGGCACAGCACGCAGCGAGCCGCGAAGAGUUGUUGGAGCAGCUGCACCUGGCCAGGGAGAAGGAGCGACAGGAGCGACAACGCCUAGAGGAGAGCCGACUGACGGAGCAGGAGAAGCGGGCCAAGCUCCGGGCACGGCUGCAGGGUGCGGUGAAGAAGGUCGUGAGGGAGCAGCGCGCCAUGAAGGCAAUUGCCACGCCGUCGCCAGAUAUCAAGGAGCUGGAGGGGAAGCUUUCGGAGGAUCUGAGCGGCCUGCGCCAGCAGAUCCACGGGCUCCAAUACACCCAGCAGGACCAGGAGCGAGGUGCCACGCGGAUCCAGACCUGGUGGCGUACCAUUCUGGCGAAGCGCAUUGCCCGUGUGCUGAGGAUCUCCAGCACCCUGUGGCGGCUGUGGCAGAAGAUGGGCAGGGCCAGCGUGACGAUCCAACGCUGGUUCAGGGCCUACGUCGUGCGGAAGAUGUGGCACGACACCAUAGAGAUGAUUCUGCAGAGGCAUAGGAAGUCCUACCAGGAGCGCUUGGAUCAUCAGAUCCAGAUGGUGAAGAUCUUGCAGAGGGGUGUGAGGGUGUACCUGGCCAAGAAGCACCUGACCUCCAGCCUGGCGGCUCCUCAAGAGGAGCACCGGAACGCCGGCAGCUCCAAGUACGUAGACAACUGGCGGCCCGCGAGCGCCUUGCGGCGUGUGCGAGACGGACAACCCGCAGAGGAGUUGGAAUUGGUGAAGAUGAAGGAGGCCGGGCUGAUCCCCUUCUACUCCAGGACCACUAGCACCAUCAGGCACCGCAUCGGCGGGCCCCUGGCCUUGAAGAUCCAACACCAGCUGGGCGUCGGUGCGGGAGCCCACCUCAACCGGGAGCCCCGGGAACCCGAGCGACCCGACGAGCCCGGCGAGCCCGGCGAGCCCGGCGAGCCGGAGCCGGAGGCUGGCGUCAAAGCGGAGACCAAACAGAUGCUCAGACCCUUCCUGCUCAAAAACCAGGAGGAGUUUGCGAAAGAGGUCCUUGGCGGAUCCUGGGACAUCUACCCAGAAGGUCUUUCGCAGGGCUUUCUGCAGGGCGAGCUUCCAGCAGCGAAGAAGCGGCCGAAGGCCAAGCGCAAGCGCUUGACUUGCACCAAGCCUUUGGAGGCCUCGCCCAUGCGCACGGAGCAGCGGGCGCUGCUGCGGGAGCAGGCGGAGCUGAGCGCCCAGCGGGCGGAGGCCAUGAAGGCUGUAUCCCACCUGCAGCAUCCACUCCUGGAGGGCUUGUUGCCGAACGUGCCUAUGCAUGUGAAGCCGGUGCCCCCAGCAGGGCCGCCAACUGGAAGACCCAGGCCCAGCUUUGGCUGCGGCAGCUUCCGGGAGGAUUGCUCUUGGGCAGAUGCCAAGAGCUUCUACGAGGCUGGCUCCAGGCGGAGCUCCGCGGCGGCGGAAGGAUGGCGUGGGAUGUGA